Triticum dicoccoides is the source of this 792-nucleotide messenger RNA. RefSeq lists its product as uncharacterized. NCBI's taxonomy places the organism in Eukaryota, Viridiplantae, Streptophyta, Magnoliopsida, Poales, Poaceae. The transcript has 2 exons. Bases 87 to 674 code for a protein of 195 amino acids. The record is from RefSeq and is a predicted model, not a curated record.
CCCCUCCCCCCCUUCUCAUCCGCAAAUUCCCCUUUUCUCCACUCCAGCAGCCGCCUCCGCCGUGCUGCCUCCGACCGCGCCGGGAGAUGGUGCCUCGAGCCGCUUCAAGCAGGCCAAGCCAGCUGCAACCCCUCUUCCUUCUCUCACUUGGCUUUUCUCUUCUCCUUCUUCUCUCUCAUUCUCUGUUUUCGCCAUGGACAACUGCAGCACCCUGCCCACCGUCUCAGUCAGCCUCAUGCUCCUCCGCCUCGAUCUGUCAGCCUCGUCGCCGGAGCAGCCGGAUCCGCCGUCUCCUGCCUGCCUGCCGUCGGGAGAGGAGGACAACUGAGAGGAACACCCUUUUUCUCCACUCCAGCAACCGGCCUCCCCGCGCUGCCUCCUCCAACCGCGUCAUGAGAGCCGCCUCAAGCAGGCUAGGGAGUCACCAUGGAACAUUACCUGCAGCACCCCCGCUCGCCUUGGAGCUCGCCGCCUCCGGCCAUCACUUCGUCGGCCUUGUGCUCCUCCGCCUCGAUCCGUCCGACCAGCCGCUGCCUCAUGCCUCGCGUGCUGUCGGGAGGAGCGCCCGUUCAGACCGCGCGGAUGGACGACGGCGCGUAGGCAGUGUAGAGCGCGGCGUCGCCCCUCACCUUCUCAUCCUCCGCCGCGCUGGAAAGGGAGCAGAUAAGAGAUAAGAUAACUGCAUGCACUGCGGGUUGAAUAUCUCAAAUGACAAGGGGUUGUAUGAAAAAACGGACCGUUACUCAGAUAUAUUCACAUAUAAAUUCACUUAAAAAGGGAUUGCGGGUUUAA